Trichoderma gamsii is the source of this 1362-nucleotide messenger RNA. Its product is annotated as carbohydrate binding module. Gene Ontology annotation, molecular function: hydrolase activity, hydrolyzing O-glycosyl compounds; carbohydrate binding. Bases 1 to 1362 code for a protein of 453 amino acids. The record is from RefSeq and is a predicted model, not a curated record. Gene Ontology annotation, biological process: carbohydrate metabolic process. NCBI's taxonomy places the organism in Eukaryota, Fungi, Ascomycota, Sordariomycetes, Hypocreales, Hypocreaceae. The transcript has a single exon.
AUGUGGACCCUCAAAGCGUCUUUGUCUGUGCUCUUCUUACUGGUGUCUCUGGACGACACUGGCACAGCUAGAGCCGAUAAUCCCAUAGUACAGACUAUAUACACUGCAGACCCAGCACCAAUUGUAUAUAACAAUCGCCUCUACUGCUUCACCGAUCAUGACCUGCCAAGCUCGACGUUCUUCAACAUGACAGACUGGCGACUGUUUUCGACUGCUGAUAUGGCGAACUGGCUGGACCACGGCACAGUUAUGAGCCUCAAAACCUUUAGUUGGGCUAGUGCUAAUGCCUGGGCCGGCCAAGUUGUCAGCCGAAAUAAUAAGUUCUACUACUAUGCCCCAAUGGUCCACGGCGCUACAGGAGCUAUGGCUAUCGGUGUUGGCGUAAGCGACACAAUUACUGGUCCUUAUGUCGACGCGCUUGGUCAUCCCCUGGUAGAAAACAACGAAAUUGACCCUACAGUCCUUAUCGACGAUGAUGGUCAGGCUUACCUUUACUGGGCCAACCCAGAUCUAUGGUAUGUAAAGCUGAAUCAAGAUAUGAUUUCAUAUAGCGGCAGUCCCGCAAUGAUCCAGCUUACUGUCGCUGGCUUUGGAGCUCGUUCAGGGAGUGAGAAUCGCACAACCUCGUUUGAGGAGGGUCCCUGGGUCUACAAGCGAAACGGCCUUUACUAUAAUGUUUUUGCUGCGGACUGCUGCUCCGAGGACAUCCGCUAUUCAACAAGUCCAGGUCCCCUAGGCCCGUGGACAUACAGAGGCGUUGUAAUGCCGACUCAGGGUUCAAGCUUCACAAACCACCCAGGUGUUAUUGACUAUAAGGGAAAUUCGUAUUUCUUUUAUCAUAACGGUGCCUUACCCGGAGGUGGUGGCUAUGACAGGUCCGUGGCUGUUGAGCGAUUUGUGUAUAAUGCGGACGGCUCUAUCCCCCAGAUGAACAUGACAACUACCGGCGCUCCGAGAAUAGACACGCUGAAUCCCUAUCAACGUCAAGAGGCGGAGUUGAUCGCUGGGUCAUCUGGUGUUUCCACUGAAGUUUGCAGCGAGGGAGGUCUGGACGUCUGCAACAUUAACAAUGGGGACUACAUUAAAGUCGAAGGCGUCAACUUUGCCAAUGGUGCCAAGUCUUUCUCCGCUCGUGUCGCUUCUGCAACCACCGGUGGCAACAUUGAGCUGCAUUUGGACAGCUUGCAUGGAGCCCUAAUCGGUACAUGUGCCGUUCGCAGUACCGGUGGCUGGCAAACAUGGACUACGGUCACUUGCUCCGUAAGCAAUGCGACAGGAGUUCGGGACUUAUUCUUUGCUUAUACUGGCAGUGGCACUGGUUUUCUUUUUAACGUUAAUUGGUGGGAAUUUAAUAAGCUUUAG